Messenger RNA from Sorghum bicolor (sorghum), 3300 nucleotides. RefSeq names its product probable LRR receptor-like serine/threonine-protein kinase At3g47570. Bases 21 to 3209 code for a protein of 1062 amino acids. The transcript is spliced from 2 exons. NCBI's taxonomy places the organism in Eukaryota, Viridiplantae, Streptophyta, Magnoliopsida, Poales, Poaceae. Gene Ontology annotation, molecular function: protein kinase activity; ATP binding; protein binding. Gene Ontology annotation, biological process: protein phosphorylation. The record is from RefSeq and is a predicted model, not a curated record.
CCCCACACACACCCCAAAAAAUGUGUACCAAAGCAUUAUGCGCGGCAAUGUCGUGGGUGUCCCUGCUGCUGCUCUCCGCCUCCAUGUUGAUGCUGGUCUCGACGCUGGUGGCUGCAGAAGGCGAGGACGAGGAGGCCGCGCUGCUGGCCUUCAAGGCCGCGGCGACCAGCGGCGGCGGUUACGGCGACGACCCGCUAGCUUCGUGGAACCGCAGCACCACCGGUGGCGGUGGGUACUGCAGCUGGGAGGGGGUGAGGUGCCGGGGCACACGCCCCCGAGUGGUGGCGUUGAGCCUCCCGUCCCAUGGGCUCACCGGCGUCCUCUCGCCUGCCAUUGGUAACCUAUCAUCUUUGAGGGUUCUGGACCUGGACUCUAAUGGAUUCAGUGGGAACAUCCCCGGGAGCCUCGGUCGUCUACGCCAUCUCCAUACCCUCGACUUGAGUCGCAAUGCCUUCUCUGGCUCACUCCCCACCAACUUGAGCUCUUGCACCAGUCUAAUAACGUUGGUCCUUGAUUUUAACAACCUCAGCGGGAACAUACCCUCUGAGCUCGGUGACAAGCUCAAGCACCUCAAGGAGCUCAGCCUGCAGAACAACAGCUUCACUGGAAGGAUUCCAGCGUCGCUGGCCAACUUGACAUCAUUGAGUCUUCUUGAUCUCGCGUUCAACCUGCUCGAGGGUACUAUCCCCAAGGGCCUUGGAGUCCUCAAGGACCUUAGGGGUCUUGCGCUUGCCUUCAACAACCUCUCUGGCGAGACCCCUAUAUCCCUUUACAAUUUGUCUUCCUUGGAAAUUUUGCAGAUUCAGUCCAACAUGCUCAGCGGUAGCAUUCCCACCGAUAUUGGCAACAUGUUCCCCAGCAUGCGAGGACUUGGUCUUUUUACAAACCGGUUCACUGGGACCAUCCCUACUUCACUCUCCAACCUCACAUCACUUCAGGAACUCCACCUCGCGGACAAUAUGCUUAGUGGAUAUGUGCCUCGCACGAUUGGGAGACUACGGGCUCUGCAAAAGCUAUACUUGUACAAAAACAUGCUACAAGCUAACGACUGGGAGGGGUGGGAAUUUAUCACUUCUUUGUCAAACUGCAGCCAGCUCCAACAAUUACAAAUCAACAACAACGCCGAUUUGACUGGACUGCUACCAAGCUCAAUAGUGAAUCUCUCUACAAACCUGCAGCUCCUCCACUUUGGCGCUACUGGGAUUUGGGGAAGCAUCCCCUCGACCAUCGGCAAUCUGGUGGGCCUUGAAUUCCUUGGUGCUAAUGAUGCCUCCAUAUCCGGAGUAAUUCCAGAUAGCAUCGGCAAGCUAGGAAACUUGAGUGGGGUUUCUCUGUACAAUAGUAACUUGUCCGGUCAAAUACCUUCAUCUAUUGGAAAUCUCUCAAAGUUAGCUUUCGUUUAUGCCCAUAGUGCCAAUCUAGAGGGGCCAAUUCCAACAAGCAUUGGGAAGUUGAAGAGUUUACAAGCCCUUGAUUUCGCAAUGAACCACCUGAACGGUUCAAUUCCAAGAGAGAUUUUUCAACUUUCUUUGAUUUACUUAGACUUGUCAUCCAAUUCACUAUCAGGACCUCUUCCCUCCCAGAUCGGUAGCUUACAGAACCUUAACCAACUAUUUCUAUCUGGAAACCAGUUGUCUGGCGAGAUACCUGAAAGUAUUGGGAACUGCGUUGUGCUGCAAGACCUUUGGUUGGGCAAUAACUUCUUUAACGGAAGCAUACCUCAAUACCUCAACAAGGGUCUAACUACACUCAACCUGUCAAUGAAUAGGUUGUCUGGUACUAUUCCCGGUGCCUUAGGAAGUAUCAGCGGCCUGGAACAAUUGUGUCUGGCGCACAACAAUUUGUCAGGACCAAUCCCUACAGUUCUACAGAAUUUGACAUCAUUGUUCAAGUUGGAUUUGUCCUUCAACAAUCUGCAAGGGGAAGUGCCAAAAGAAGGGAUUUUCAGAAAUUUUGCUAACCUGUCGAUCACUGGAAAUAACCAGCUUUGUGGAGGAAUACCUCAGCUUAAUUUAGUUCCAUGCAAGACAGAUUCUGCGAAAAAGAAGAGAAGACGGAAACUGAAGUAUCUUAGAAUAGCACUAGCAACAACCUUUGCACUCUUAUUAUUAGCUGUUGUUGUUGCACUCGUUCGCUUGAUCUACAGGAAGCAAACACGAAGGCAGAAGGGCGCAUUUGGACCACCAAUGGAUGAGGAACAGUAUGAAAGGGUUUCUUUUCAUGCAUUAUCAAAUGGAACAAAUGGAUUCUCAGAAGCCAAUUUGCUUGGUAAGGGCAGCUUUGGGACAGUCUACAAAUGUGCUUUUCAAGCUGAGGGAACUGUUGUAGCUGUAAAGGUUUUUAACCUUGAACAACCGGGUUCUAAUAAAAGUUUUGUAGCUGAAUGUGAGGCACUGAGAAGGGUGCGCCACCGCUGCCUCAUGAAGAUCAUCACAUGCUGCUCAAGCAUCAAUGAACAAGGUCGGGAUUUCAAGGCAUUGGUUUUUGAGUUCAUGCCAAAUGGUGGCUUGAAUCGUUGGCUCCAUAUAGAAUCUGGCAUGCCCACUUUGGAGAAUACUCUCAGCCUUGGACAAAGGCUCGAUAUCGCUGUCGAUAUCAUGGAUGCUCUGGAUUAUCUUCAUAAUCACUGCCAGCCACCAAUCAUCCACUGCGAUCUCAAACCAAGCAACAUCCUUCUUGCAGAAGACAUGAGCGCCCGAGUUGGAGAUUUUGGCAUAUCUAGAAUCAUUUCAGCAAGCGAAAGUAUAAUUCCGCAAAAUUCUAGUACCACAAUUGGCAUAAGAGGGUCCAUUGGCUAUGUUGCUCCUGAGUACGGUGAAGGUUCUUCAGUCACAACUUUUGGUGAUGUUUAUAGCCUUGGCAUAUUGCUGCUUGAGAUUUUCACAGGGAAGAGCCCAACAGAUGAUAUGUUUAGAGGUUCAAUGGAUCUACAUAAGUUUUCUGAGGAUGCUCUUCCAGAUAAAAUCUGGGAGAUAGCUGAUACGACAAUGUGGCUGCACACCGGCACCUAUGACAGCAAUACAAGAAACAUAAUUGAGAAAUGUUUGGUCCAUGUCAUUUCUCUUGGGUUAUCCUGCUCACGAAAACAACCUAGGGAGAGGACACUGAUACAAGAUGCGGUCAAUGAGAUGCAUGCUAUCAGAGAUUCAUUCCUCAAAUUUGCUAGAGCUCUUGUGGUGGAAGAUGAAGCAGGAACGCUUUCACAGUAAUUUUCAAACAACAGUGAAUAAGUAGAGCUGAAAAUGGGCAAUAUGUUUGCAGGUGAUAACCUAAAUAAAAUAAUUGAAGGUGGCUUCAAUC